Molecule: messenger RNA, 7780 nt
Organism: Hyalella azteca
Lineage: Eukaryota; Metazoa; Arthropoda; Malacostraca; Amphipoda; Hyalellidae
Product: thrombospondin type-1 domain-containing protein 7B
Exons: 28
Coding region: 549-6002 (1817 amino acids)
Source: RefSeq, a predicted model, not a curated record
CGCGGCAGUGAGAGGUAGCGUCGCAUCGAACCUGCCGUCCUCCCUGACAAAGUGUGCUUUGCGCCCUGACUCUACCGCUCCAGUUAAUUUUAACGAAGAGCUGCUUGCUCUUUUUUGCCGGAUAACAGUUAGCAUAGGCGUACAAGACAGAGGUGAAGUGAUUUAGGUUAUAUCAACACGACGUGAAAUCCAUGUUGAUGAAGUCAAUUCAAGAGUCAAUCACAUUCGGGUGUUGCGUUGCCAUGUAGCUGAGCGCUGCGACACGCCUGGCUCUACGUAGCAAAAAUUUUUCCACGAAGCUGAGGUUUGAUCCUGACUGGUUAGACAAGUGACCAUCAACAGACCAUCGACCGCCAUACCACCUGAGCCUUCCUUCAGCUUGUUCAAAUGAAUGAAUAAUUGAAGUAUUUAUUCAAUUGUUCAAAAAUUCAGAACUUAACUAUAGUAUUUAACUAUUCGAAAUUGAAGUGACUCAUUAAUAAAGCACUGAAACCAAGUUUAUCGUUCGUUUUCUAAGUGCCGGGAAUGUCACUAAACUAAAGACGAACAUGAAGCUCUUGCACUGGGUGAUGUUAGCGGCGCUACUGCAGCAAAUCUGCACAGCGUCUCAGCAGCAAAACGACUCCCAGCUCUACACGUGGACGACAGGCGCGUGGGGAGUGUGCUGGUCAGCGUCAGGCUGCGGGCAGGGCGUAGAGCAGCGUACGGUCUGGUGUACCGACCACCUCGCGCGUACUGUGCCCGCUGCUCUGUGUUCUCCUCACGACAAGCCCCCGGACUCCCGACACUGCUACACCACCUGCCAGGGUGGGACAUGGCAGCCUGGACCUUGGUCGGAGUGCCGUUUGGAUUCCUCUUCCCCACGUCGUCUGAGUAAUGGCUUGUGUCACGGCACACACUACAGGAACGUCUCAUGCUUGACUCAAGCGUCUGAAAAAGUUCCCCCGUUACCAUGCACGGGACCAGAGCCUCCACGUGAAGCGCCAUGCAAAGUAUCAUGCCCAAAAGAUUGCGUCGUUGGACCCUGGAGUGACUGGACCCCUUGUACAAUUUGCGGUAAGCUGCAGUCCCGAAACCGCGCGGUGCUCGAGGCACCCAGCAAGGCAGAUAAACCGUGUCCUCGGUUAACCGAAGUGAAGACUUGCGAAGAGGACUGCAGGCCUUCAACCACAUCGACAACUACAACUACCAACAAGCCGGUCGUACCUUGGCUUCAGGUGGGGCAGUGGGGUGACUGUAUGCCUCUCAAGACUCAUCAAGCUGCUAAAAGCCCAACAGAAAAGCCCAAAGUCCUCGAGUUCAUCAACCUUGCAGAUUUUGAUGAUGAGGAUGACGGUGGAGAGCGAAGCGGGGAUGGAUCACUGGAGACCUCAGCCGGAAACUUAGGUGAAAUAAAAACAAAAACUCACCUUUUUACUACGGGGAAAACUAACUUUCAGUCUCAAGCGAAUACAAACUUGGUACAUGCAUUGGAUGUUCCAUCCGAGUAUCAAAAGAAUUCGAGUUUGCAGGAGCUGUCGGAUAUUUUAUUGGACUCUUCUCAAGAUUUGGCAGCCGGCAAAGUGGGAUUUCAGAAGCGAAAUCUAACUUGCCAUACCGAAGGUGGCAAGGCCAUCUCGUUAAGCAUGUGCCUGCAAGUGACAGACUCGCUUCUUCCCGCACACACACGUCCGUGUGAGCUGGCGGUAGACUGUCUGGUCACGCAGUGGUCUUCGUGGUCCACGCUCACUCAUGGUUGCAUCGCACCUAAUGGACAAGUGGUGCGCGAGGUACGCGAGCGUCGCCGUGCAGCGCUGGUGCUGCAGCGCGGAGCCGGCCGUCCUUGCCCUCAUCUGCUGGAGACUCAGACACUAGCACGACCCCGGCUAGUGCCUUGUGACUCCAAGUACGAGUGGGUGCCGACGUCGUGGGGCCCGUGUGUGUCGACCGUUGGGCCCGACACACACUCACCCGUGGCAUGUGGGGGCGGGGUGCAGAAAAGACGGGUGUUCUGCGCACGGGUGCAAUACAAAGCACCCGUUGCUGACGCGCUCUGUGCACACGUCCAGCCUCCGCCAAUAUACCAGAGGUGCGAGAUCGGGUGUGAAAGAGACUGCCAGCUCGGCCCCUGGUCCGCGUGGGGGAUCUGCACCCCCGCCGACUGCUCCCUCAUGCCUCCCCCAGCAUCCCCCGGUGUCCGGCGUCGACGUCGCGAGGUGUUAGUGAGCGCCAGCGCUGGAGGCCGUGAGUGCCAAGCUCUGGAGGAACAGAGCGAGUGCCAUGGUGCUCAGUGCCAUCAGUGGGUGCUGGCACCGUGGCAGGAGUGCCUCGUCAAUGAUCCCGCACUCAAAUGUGGGCCUGGACAUAUGACUCGCAAUGUCAGCUGCCUGGAUGCAUAUGGGAUCCCAAGUCCACGAGAGGAGUGCGAGGGCGAGCUGGGCCACGUGUCCACACGGAAACCUUGCCACGUACCCUGCCCGUACGACUGCGUGUUGGCGCCGUGGUCUGAGUGGUCUGCGUGCUCCAGGUCCUGCUCCAGUGAGCACCAAGUGGGCUACACCCGCCGCAACACCACCAUACUCGCACCUCCAGGCCCGGGAGGACACCCGUGCCCCGACCCCGACGAGCUGACGGAGGUGAGCACCUGCAGGCUGGAGCCGUGUGGAGGCGCUGCCUGGAGCCCCGGCCAGUGGAGCGUCUGUGCUCCAGAAGGAGGGGCGCUGUGUGGAUCAGGAACCCAGACGCGCUCUCUCAAGUGCGUGGGCCCUGACGGCAAGAGUCUGUCUCUUGAGAGGUGUCGUGGGUUGCAGCAACCUACGCAAGAGCGUUCGUGUGAAGUGGAGUGCGGUACGCCGUGCUCCGUAUCUCCAUGGAGUGACUGGAGUGAUUGUGGUGCAACACAAGGCUGUUCCAAAGGUGCGGUGUCGUCGGUCCAGAAGCGCUACCGUGAAGUGCUAGUCGAGCCCCAGGGGGUCGGUGAGCCCUGCCCCCCGCUGUCCCAGGACCGGGCCUGCGCUGUGGCCCCACAGUCGUGUCCCAAACCCCAGUGGCGACCCGGGCCCUGGAGUGCUUGUCAACUCAACCAUGGGGACACAUGUGGGCCCGGUAUUAGGGUCAGAGACGUGUCGUGUUCGGACGAGUCCGGCAGUGUUCUGGAGCCGACGUCGUGCCUGUUACUGAACACGGUGGUGCCCGACACGGCCGCGCCGUGCGCCGUGAACUGCACGACGGGCUGCGCCACGUCCGAGUGGUCCGAGUGGACCGCGUGUCCGCAGGCUGGCAGAGCCUGUGGUGACGUUGUCAGCGAGCGACGCCGUAGCCUCAUCGACGGCAGUCAACUCGACCCAGCUUGCACCAACACAAGUCUUGUAGAGAAGAAGUCGUGCCCAUGCCAUUCGUUCUAUUCAUCGCCCGCCUCUGAAUGGUCUGAGUGUCUAGUCGGAGAAGGGGAUCUGCAAACGGAACCUCAAAAAAGCCGCCGACCUAAACAAUCAGGAAUAACAGUAAUGAAGUUAAUUAAAGGAAACAAAUUUAAGGGCGCUAAAAACGGGUUGAAAUUAAGAGGCAAAAAUAGUAAUUUGAAUGGUAUUGUGACAGAGCGAGACGAGUACGGUUAUGAAGACGAACUUGCCACUAGAAAUGAAGGCAAGGAAUCCAUACCCCUUUCCUUUGGCGAGAGCAUUAGUUUUCUGGGUGACCUGGAUGAGUUUAAAAACUACGUUUAUUUAUCAAGUCAAAAAUCGGCUGACUUGUCUUCGGAACAAGAAUUGCCAUCCGGAAAAGAAUUAGAGUGGGAGAUGCAAGAAGAGACCAACAAUGAGAUAACGUUCAAAGAAAUCGAUGCUUAUGAUUAUGGUGAAGAUCUUGAAGAAUAUAGUGAAGAGAUUCACCUCGAGACGCUCCAGGGGCGGGACCAGCUCUGUGGAGUAGGUGCACGGUACAGGGCGCUGAAAUGCUUCAGGAGCGAUCACGUCAUUGUUCAUCCCAGGUGGUGUGAACACGAGGGUUGGGAGUGGGAGCCCUGCAUGGUGGAGUGUCCGGUUGACUGCCUGGUGGGGGCGUGGAGCGACUGGUCUCCAUGUAACGCCUCAUGCGGACCCGGCAUCCAGACCCGCCAGAGACCCAUAUUGAGUCCCCAGCUGUGGGGAGGCCGUAAAUGCCCUGAUGCGCAGCAGACGAGGGUGUGUUGGGGGAGCUGCGCGGGGCGAUGGUUUGCGCGAGGCUGGGGAGAAUGUGAGGGUGAAUCUGGGGCCACACUCACCCUCGAGGGGAGAGGGAACCAGACCAGACAUGUUGGGUGCUCUAGGGAGACACAGGAAGGGCUGCAGGAGGAGGCCCAGGAGGAGGAGUGCCAGGGCCUCCCCAAGCCUCAUAGUGAGCAGCCCUGUCGUGUGGCCUCACCAGGCACCUGCGUCGUGGGCCCGUGGUCCCAAUGGUCCCUCUGCAGUCCCGGCUGCGCCAUUCACAGUUCGAGGAACCGCACGCGGGAGAUCUUGCGUCACCCAGUGCAGGCAUCGGCGGCAGCGGCGACGUCGAGAGCGUCGUGCCCGUCCCUGCUGGAGACCGAGCCUUGCUUGGCGGGUGUCUCCUGCUGGUGGUACACCUGGCAGGUGGGGAACUGGACGUCGUGUGUGCCGCUGGGGCAGUCGUCGUGUGGGGAGGGCGUAAUGAACCGUCCAGUUGCUUGCGUGCGAUCAGAUGGUGUUAAAGUUCAUGACCGUUGGUGUGGUGAGGAGAACAAGCCGACGCCUCGCGAGACCUGGUGCUACGUCGACUGCCCCAUUGACUGCGAGGUGUCGCACUGGACGGCCUGGGACAGCUCCCAGUGCUCCUGCGGCGACACAACGGGCAACAUGACUCGUGACCGCUACAUCGCCGUGAACCCCAGCGAGAGCGGGCGUGCGUGUCCCGUAGAGUUGCAGCAGCGGCGUCCCUGUCCCUACGUGCCGUGCUACACGUGGCAGCGCGGACCCUGGGGAAGAUGCACUCUGCAGGGAGGCUCUUGUGGUCACGGCACAGUGUCUCGCUCAGUAGCUUGUGUGGGGCCUGGUGGGGAACAAGUGUCCCCGUCGCUCUGCCUGCAAUUCUUCCAUGUUGGAGGGCAUUCCUGGUCGUACUUAUCCCAUGCUCUCGACCUCAACACACACGAUAGUUGCCUGGUGUCGUGCGAGGGCGGCUGCGAGCUCACAGAGUGGUCCGCUUGGUCGCACUGCCACCGAGACUGUUCGAACGGAGCCGCAAGCGGCGUUCAGACCCGGAGCCGCGGUAUCUUGUCCCCGGGUCAGCGUGGGUCAGAAUGUCCCCAUGAGUUGUCCCAGUCUCGGCCGUGCCUCACGGGCCCGUGUCGCACGUACUCGUGGCAGUUCAGGAACGGCGAGGCCAUUUGUGUCAGGGACGACGGUGCCACCGUCACGUCUGGAUGCAACGAGACUCAGCGGCCCUGCUAUCCAGGGUGCUCUCUUCCCAACUCGCGGUGCUCUGUACUGGGAUGGUGCGUGUGCAGAGCUGGGUUCAGGGCCGUGUACUCUGAGGUACACCAGUACACUCUGAGCCGUUGUGUCUCAGACGCAGACAUGGACACCAACGGCAGCCUCAGCGCCCUGCCUGUUGCUCAGCGUCUCAUGGCUGAUGGGAACCUGCCAAAUCAACUGAACGUGUGGAUGUUUGCGGUGCUGGGCAUAGGCAGCGCCUUCGUUAGCUUCGUGGCCGUUUCCCUUUACCUCCUCUGCCGCCAAAAUCCGCGCGAAGAGUUGGCGCUGCCCCUAGUGUCCCCUCACCCAACCGGCGAGAAGCUCCCUGGACCCCAGCCAGAAAUACGACCCCGAGCUCGUCUGCAGCAGAAUCCACUGUACGAGCUCCAGCCAGACCUGCAAAAGACCGUAAACCUGUCAGAGAAUCAGGAUUGUGAGCCGGAAACGAACAACGAUGGGUCCACCAACAACGUGCAGCCGCAAUUGAUCGGCAGAAAAGGAAACGACGACGUCGGGUGUCAGAAAAAUAUUAUUGCCAGUCUGGAGACGUAAAAACAUCCCGUUGCCGUAACUCUAUUCCUAAGAAUCUUUAUUAACUAAUGGCACUGUGAAUUCUGGAAUAACUUAGCGGAAUAACUUAAUGGCUUUUCGGCUUUCUCAGAAUGUGAUUACGCCGUCUUUGUGCCGUGAUAAUAAAUCGCUUCUAAAUGGCUUAAGAACCUUUAAAUAGCAUAGUAUUUAACACGACUCCAGUCAUUAUUGCAAUAUGUGUCAUUAAGAACUUAUUCACUCCAGCGUGUCAAUGUAAACAUAAACAUUUACCUUACCGCAUUGAACAUAUAUAUGCCCGUUUGCUCAUUGAAUGUAAAUCAUUUAAAUUUAGAUGUUAAGAUGACAUUAGAGUAUGAACUAAAAUUUCAAAUGUAUGAGUGUGGAAAACCCGUCGAAAAUGAAUUCAAUGAUGUAAAUUGGUUAAAAAGAUAUUAGUUUUCAAGAGAGUUUUCGUCGGUUAAUAUUUCCUAGAGAUUAUCCAAAUGACUUAUUUAUUUUUUCAUUCUCUUGUAUGUUUUAUUCUUGAUCUUCUGAGAGUGCGGUAAUUUCUUAGGUAUCAAACUGACAAUAAAACUAAACUUGCGAUCUUAGAAGUCCACUCAGCACCGCGCUCAAGGCAGUCAUCUGCAAACGCAAUUAAAAAUUGAAUUUUCUGUAAAUGAAUAAAAAUAUUUCGCUGCUCCAGCAAAUUAUUAUAAACAAAUCUAUCGAUAAAGCAUAGGAAGUUAUUAGAUAAAUUGAUUAAUAAUUUCAAAAACUGCUAACAUGGAGGACACUAGGCAUAUUAAUUUAAUUUUUUCAUAAUGGGAUAAGUGAAUUAAUAUCUUAACAUUAGGGUUCAUGUAUUUUAUUUGAUGAAUUUAGAUAUAUUGUUUUGGAAUUAAAAUAAAUAGCGAUUUGGAUUGCUUGGAAUUAAUACUGAUAUAAUGAGUGUUUUCUUUAAUAUAAUGUACAUAUAUCCUGAUUUUUCUGUCAUAUUGUUUACUGAAAUGUAUGCACAUUGAUAGUGAAUAUUUCAGCAGUUGAAGGAUGAAUAAUCACUUAUUCUGCUCAGUGUAGAGCUGUUUUUUUACACUGAGCUUAAGUCUAGAUGGUAGGCAGGGUUCGCUGUAGAUAUGAUAAAGUAAUUUCUCAUUAGCUUUGUAUUGUCGAUUGAUAGCUGCUGAUUCCUAAUUCAAAAUCGUGAAAUUUAACCACUGGCUUAUAUAUUUAAAUAGGUGUCUGGAUUACAUUAAUAAUUGAAUUAAUUCAGCCCUAUAUAGUUAUUACAGAAUUCGAGUGAUUUCUCAAAAUUUUUUACAUAUAACAACUAAUUCAAUUUUUCGAAAAUCUCGUCUCUGUCAGUAUUGAAACUAAUUUUUUGUACGCUCGAUGUAUUUAACACUUUAAAUUCACCCCCAUAAAUAUCAAUGUUCAGUACUGUGUUCCUAGACCAACAUGCUUCUCAUGGCUGUUCACAACCUUAUUCUGGUUCCCUUGUGAAUGUUUAGUUUCGAAUGAUAAUACCACAGGAAACUAUUAUUUCUGAUAUUUAAUUUUCCUUCAGAAUGCAAGGGAAAUUUACCGGUGGUAUAAAAGACUUCGCUUUAGUAAUGACAUUCGGGUGCACCUUUGUACUACUUCUUAAAAAUAUUCUCACUUCUGUUUUUCUGUACAUGUUAAUCACCUGAUUUUCAAAAUUAUAUUUACCUUGAAAAUUCGAUUUCAUGGAUGGGUAUAGAAGAACAGAAAAUUAACGUCAAAAAUCACCGGAUGAAUUUUUUAAUAUAUAUGAAAUA